AUGCCACAGAGCUCACCGAAGCAGUCCCGAACUCCGACAGCAGCGACGACGACGAGUAACGCGGAAUCUACCUCCGCCGCACCGGCACACGCGCCACCGCUGCCGCGCCACCCGUGCACCAACGCGGAGAAGAACGUGUCAUCGUGGAGUGAAGCCAGCGCGAGGAAGACGGAGGGCCAAGCGGGGAGCAUAGCAGGAGUCGAGCAGCAGCAACAGCGUUGCUCGCCUCUCCUCAAGGAUGGAAAUAGAAAUUUCGUGGUAAAUUCGAGCUCCACCAAGCCACAGUUGCGCCAUGGCGGCCACAACAGCCAUGUGGAGCGCGCACCCGUCUCGGUGCUGUCGCAGCCCCCGACCGCGGCGUCCAGCAACAUGAACAGCGCCGGCCCGUCGCCGAGUCUCGCCCCGUCCGUGCACCUCUCGUCGCCCUCCAACGACAACAACCACAACAACCCGUCCCUGCCGUUGUCAUCGAUGCUGUCGGAGUCGUCGUAUAUGCAGGGGGAGCGGCAACGCACCUCGGGCGUGAACACCGCCGUGGCAUCUACGCGGUUUGCAGAGAUGUCGCCCAUGUCCUUUUUAAUUGACAUCCCGUCGUUGCAGGACCACGGACCUCUUCCGCCUCCUCCUGCUGCUGCUGCUGCUGCUGCUGCUUCCUCGUCAUCCCACGCCACCUUCACGAAUCCCGGCUGCUCACCCGCCACCACCACGGCGCCGUCUGCGGUGCAAGUCGUCGACGCCUUCGCACCGCCGUCACCCCCGCGGGGAGGUCGCAACGCCGCCGCGACGUCGCGCGCACGCCACGCCGGAGAGGCGGCAGCAGCAGCAGCGACGGUGCAUCGCGCCUCGGCGUCUCGCGGGCCGUUGCCAACGACGACGCAGCCACGGGUCGCACCGAACGGGUCGCCGACGGGGGUCCUGGACGUAUCUCUUUCCGAGUGGGAGGAGACAACGCCCACCGCCUCCAACACCGUGUUGUCCGUCUUUGCUGCGCCUUCCAACGCGGUGCGGCGGGGCACCACUGGCGCUGCAGCAGCGACGACGACGACGACGGGUUCAGACUCGGAGGACGUUCUAUCUGGUGGUCCGGCCCCGCGUCGCAGCAACACGAUGGCAGCCCUUCCGACCCAGCAGCAGCGGCAGCGGCACGAGCCACCGAUGACGCACCUCGCCCUUUCACUCCCGACGGAUUCCGCGGAGCUGACACGGCACAACCUGCUCGCGGUGUGUGGCGGUGGCCCCUCCAUCGCCGUGCCCGUCCUCGCGGCAAUGUCUUCGGCGUCUGUUGUGUUGUUCGACACCUCCGCCACUUCCGCGACGGCCUCCGAGGCGAGUGCGACCCCCCCUCAAAAAGGUGGAGGAACGGCUACAGAAGGCGGCAACACCGACAACGCAGCAGCGAACAGCGGCGGGAGGAAGGAGCCGAGGCAAACGGCACCGCAGCUGCGCUUCCCGGAAGGUGCCGCUGUCGAAGCACGCAACAGUGGUGCGCAGGCGGCGCCAUCGACAACACGCGUAGCCCAUUCCCGCACGCGCAGGGAUGACGAAGCAUCGAUUCUACAACCCACAAAGACAUCGCGCGACUGGACCGCGGUCCGGCCCCCGCCACUCCUCUCUCAUGUCCCGUCCAUCGCCGCCGCUGUGGCCCUACCGAGAUACCGGAAGCAGAACGCGACCACCGCAGACUUCAUCGAUGCAAACGCAGCGGAUUCGACCUCUUCGCCAUCCGCCGCGACACGGUCAGCGGCGGCGACGGUCGGCGGGGCUGCCUCGGCCCCCUCUCCGCCGGCUGCACAGCUGUCCAGUCAUCCCCAUCGCGGCGGCACCUUCGUUGCGGCGCCGGUGCUGAACGGGUCGGAUGAAGACGCGUACGAGCUGAACAUCGCCGCAGAGCCGCAGGAGGGCGAGGCGGGCAGCAGCACGAACGAUGACUGGAGCCCCACGAAUGCGGCGGCUGCGUACGACGGGGCAGGCAAGCAAAGGAAAGAAGAGGGGACGGAGGCGGCGUCAAGCACGACCACUGCCGCCUCCCCGCCGGCCCUUUCGCACCACCGUCACCAACCGCAGCUGCUGCAGCACGUCGCCUUCUUCGGCGAUUUCUCGGACGCGUCCCUCGUCUCGUCGAUCUCUUCCUCCUCUUCGGCCGCGCUCUCGCAGGUGACGCCGCUGAGCACGACGCUCAAAUCGGAGAAGCGCACGGCGGCCGCGUCAGCUGCUGCGGUUGCCGCCGCUGGUCACGAUGGUGGUGCGGGAGUGACGUGUGCACCGCUUCUACAGCGCGGACGUCCCUCCGCAGGCGCCAGUACCGCCACGACGCUGAGGACAGCGACGACCACCAUCGUCAGCACCACCACGGCCGCCUACUCCCCCUCCGGUCCGUCGUUCCUCCCGUUAGCUCCUGACCUGGUCGACAGCAUCUCCUCACCCUCUUCGAAGUCUGGCAAAGACAGCACCAGCGGCGGCAACACGAACAGCAACAAUGACAACGGAUCGCUGAGGAGCCCUUCACCGCUGAAUCGCGCGCACGUGCGGGAGGGGGCGCUGCGGCAACAUCGACUCUCCCACGCCGCCACGUACGUCCUCUCGUCCUUCUCCCCUGUUGCGUCGCCGUCGACGUCCAGCCGGGUCAUGGCCUCGACCCUGCCAGCACCACGCCCAGCUCCGCUUGCACCUUCCUCAUCACCGCUGUCGUCACCAUCACCGCUGGCAACGGAGCGCUCACACUCAGGAGACUCCAUCGGCAGCCCGAGUCGGUGCGGAAACGACGUGUUGAGGCGCGGGAACAGAGGAAAGGGCUACCAGUCCGCCUACGCCGACCUCCACGACCACCAACACCAGUCGGAAACGCCCGCAUCGGCGCCACUAGAAAACGAUGGGCCGUCGAGGUCGGCGCCGGCGCAGACGUUGCUGGCGACACCGGCAACGGCGGACCGCCGCAGCCCCGUCGCCGAGCGGGCGCGCAACGCAAGCAGCAGCGCCACCCCGCCCGAGUCGUCCUCGUCUGGAGCAGCGACCUUCACCACCGGGGUGCUAACCCCGCUGCUGAGCGCCACCGUGUUCUCGGCGUCAUCCUCGCCAGCACCGUCACAACCACAGCAACCGCAACAGCAGAAGCCGCACAGUAGUGCUGCUGCUGGUCAUCAUAAUUCGCUGCAGCACCGCUCCUCGCCGUUUCUAAUUCCUCUCUUGCAGUUUACCCCACACGGUGCCUCCUCAGCACCAUCGCCGCCGCUGCCGCACGGAGCUGACGCAACAGCAACCGCCGCCAUUGCCGCCUCCCUCUCGUCCCUGCGACCUACGCCGCCGCUACCGCCGCCGCUGUCCUUUUCGUCCGUUGCUGUCUCGUGUUCGCCCGCACACGGCACGGAGGUGGAGAAGUCAUCCGCCCCGCGGAACGACGCAGCGACCAUCCCGUCGCCGUCACGCUCGCCGCCGCGCACGGCUGCUGCGCUACGGCCGAAGGCGUCUGCCUCGCGGAACUCGAGCGACAGCCCUGGCACGGACGGCGCGGGCAGUCUCACCAACCUCCCCCACCUCCUCCCCACCGCCGCCGCUGCGGCUACGGCAGAUGCCCAGCGGACGACGGAGCAGGUGAAUGAGGCAGCGCGCUUUGUUCUCUCAGGCCCUGCGAUUAUGGCAGCGCCGGCCGUCCACGCGACCGCGAUGCCGCCACGCCUCCUUGUCUUGCCGGAGUGGCCGGCGGUCGAGGCACACGAGCGGAUGUGCUCCCACCCCUGCAGCCCCAUCAACGCCGAUCGGCCUCUUCGGCGGUCCGCGAAGGGUGGUGCGGUCGACAAAGCUGCGGCAAGAGGAGGCGUGUCGUCGCCUCUACAGCAGCAGCAGCAGCAGCAGCAGCAGCGCGCCAACGGUCGCCGCCCUGCGUGUGCUGUUCCGCCCUCUCCGCAGGAGCUGAGCAGUGUCCUUUCCACCGGCAGAAGCAGCGGCAGUCCGGUUGGGAGUACGGUGCAGCUGGCUAGCUUGUCGCCCAUCGCCGAGUUGGCCAUUCCAAGACCACGACGCACGACAGCAGAGACAAACGUGCCUCACAGCAGCAACGACGACAAGAGCAAGAACAGAAGCGAGACUUCACCGCUGCCCCGCGAUCCACACUUUAGCGGCGGCGGCGGUGCCUCCCCCGUGUUGUUCCGCAGCAUCGCCGGCCUGUCGAGCGGUGCGCAUUCAUUCCCGCACUGCGGCGAGGCCACCGCCUACACUGGCGGGGUGCACAGAGCAGCAACCACAACCACGACAACGACAAUGACAACGAUGAAGCCGGCGGCCAUGUCGGUGCCCCGCUGCGUGGGCAGCGGCAUGUCCCCCCGUCCGCCGCCCGGCGCCACAACCAUCACCUUCACCUCCGUAGCAGCCGCAGCAGCCGCGAGCAACGCUACUAACACGCCGUUUACGAGUUUCAGCCGAGUCUCGCCGGUCUUCACUGGGCUCGCCACCGCCACUCCCGGCAUGACCAGCAUCUCGGCACACCGCACCCACCAGAGUAGCGGCAGCAGCCCGACGGCGGCGGCAGUGGCGCUAAUGAUGGAGGGGACGCAUUCGUUGCCUGUCUCUUCGCCGCUUCUCGCGCACCGCGCCUUCGGCUCUGUGUCGUCGGCCUCUUCUAUGGGGGCGUUUGUGUUGCAGGGAAGCACUACCGCCAUGAUGAUGCGUCACGGCGCUCCGCACUGUGUGACGCAGCUGUCGUUGCCGGACCAAAGCACGAGCAGCAACAGCAACAUCAUCCGCGGUCGCAGCUCCAGCUCCAUCACGACGAGCGGGGAGGAAGACGGCACCUUCGCGAGCACGGAGCACAUCAACGGCGGUGGCGAUGCUGAUGCCGAGGAAGAUCUGAUGUCGUCCGUCACCCACUGCGCCAAUCGCCGCGCUGUGCAGUUGAUGAAGCGUGGGAGGCGGGCUGGGGGGAAGCGGCGGAGCAACAGCCGUCGACGCCGCAGCUGGCUGACGCCGGGAACCGCGAUCGAGCUCGCCAUCGUGCGCGGCGCCUACACGCGCCGCCCCUCCACGGUGUCUCUCCUCAAUUGUGGCCGGGGAAUGAUCAGCGUGAUGGGGCGUAGCGGCGGGCUCUACGGCGCCCCGCAGCGGUCGUGGGUGGAUGGCGAGCCGAUGGAGGUGUCGCUGUCCUGCGCCGCCAGCUUUACCGCCUCCUCCACCUCCGCCUCUGCGUCGUACGUCUCUUCCUCCUUUGGGUCGGUGCCGCAGGAGUGUCUCGUACAUGGCCACCCCGGUGGGCCGGACACGUGGGUGGGCGGGGAAGCAGACGGCAGCCACCACAGCGCCAACAGUAAGGGAGCAGCCAUGCGCCACUGUCCGGGCGUCACCCGCACCGCCGUGCCGUCCUCCUCGCCGGCGGACCACCCUGUCGAUGCGGAAGCUGCUCAAACAGCGAAAGAGGACGACAACGGAGGAGGCGACGGAGGGUCCUCUUCGGAUGUCCCGUGUGAUCUGUAUGCUGCCGCCCCCAAACACUAUCACUUCUAUCGUACAAAGCCCUGCGGAGAUCCGUCGCAGCAGCAGCAGCAACCGCUGUCGCAGCAGCGCGAGAAGCGCCACCACCGCUACGUACGUGUUCACCACCGGCGACGUCAACGCUCGAUGCCAGCGCCGUUGCUGAACGGCAAACGCUUGUUGGCACCCGAUGAUGCGAGUCGCAGCACAGGAGCUGCAACGGCAGCUGCACCGUCUAGCCUCCGACAGGAGCCGGCGACCGCUGAUGCAGCGGGAAGAAACGCGGUGAUGGUGCACGCGACACGUCGGACAGGCACGUCGCCACUGGUCGAGUCCACAGCGACAGCAGCAGCAGCAGCACGCAAAGCCUUCACCUCACCCCCCACGUCUUCUUUCGCGUCAUCCGCCUCCGCCCGGGCGGUGUUCAGCCCUCACCUCUCCACCACGUCGCUGCUGUACUUCGACGACGUCGACAGCGACGCGGUGGACGAUGUGUACUACCAGCUGGAGAAGCGGCUCUUUCCGGUGAAGGCGGAGCAGGAGGUGCGGCGGCGCUCUUCCCUCGCACACCACGCCUCACCGGAUGCAAUCCACAACGGUGGCAAGAGCAAGAACAUCAACAGUGCGGGUGAAGAAAAGAUUGAUUCACUCUUUACAGUGCUCGACGUACCGCUCCGGCUGAACCUGCGAGGCGGCUUUCACCUGUCCGACUACUACGCACCGUGUCCAGUGUGUCACCCGGUCAUGCGGAAGCUCGCCGCGGCGGUGCCCGCCUCCUCCACCUCCUCCACCGUCACGACGUCAAACGGCGCGAACAUCUGCGUGAAGAGCGGGAAUCGCACCGACAGCCGCGAGGGGGUGUGCAGCUGCUCCCGCUGCAGUAGCUGCUCCUCCUCCUCCUCGCUCUCGUCCUUCUCCACGUGCUCCGACGUUGAGGAGGGCAUUUCGCACCACACGCCCAGCAGCGGCAGUGCGAAGAAUCCGGUGGGCUCGCCGAACGGGUCGUCCUCGACCACCUACACCGCCCCCUCCACCCCCUCCGCAGCGUCGGUGCUGUCGUCGGUGAUAUCGGCAACCGGGAUCGGCUUCGCGUUUGGCUCUGGGGCCCGACUAACGAGCGUGGCGCCGCCGCCCUCGCAGCGCUUCACUUUGAGCAACAACAACAACAACAACAACAGUCUGGUCGGGGUCCCGCGUAUUAGCAGCCGAGACAGUCUUCGCAGCCGCUCUCCCGCAGCCGUUGCGGCGGCUCCACACGCCCUUGCGCUCCCGAACCAGUGCGGCGUCCCCACCGGCACGGGUGUCGUCGUCGCAUCGGGGGGCAGCCACAUGAACACGAGUGCGAGUAACAAUAACAGCAAUGGAGGCAGCAGCAACAGCGCGGCGGGUGCCUCGCCGAAGGACGCUGAGAUCGGCGUCUCACCUACGAUACCGUCGCCGCACCCGGUGAAGGACAUCCCUGCAGCACCGUGGCGGUAUCGACCAGACGGAGACGAGGGUCCACGACAGACUCCCGGCGAGGCGCGCGACACGCCCGCUGCGGGCACUGCAGGUGCGGAACAGCCAAGCACUGCGCGUGUAACGAAGCCGUCCACCGCAACAGCAGCAACAUCCGCUGACAGAAGCCCGUGUAAAGUCAACAGUACGAUGCGUCCCCGGCAGGCCUUCUCUUUCAUUCGGCAGCACGGCGAAUCCUCAGCGCGUGACCCGUUGAUGGCCGUGACGUCGACCUCUGCGGACGCGUCCCCGCAGCAGACGCAGACGCAGUGCCCCUCCCUCCCGCCCUUCGGCAACGGCCCGUACCCGGCAACCGCCUCCGCCUCGCACAGUGUGUGCAUCAGCCACGUCAUGCGCUUCUCCUCCGCCAUGCCGAGCAUGUCUGCACGGCGCGAAAGCCAAUCCCAGACUGCAGGCGGGGUGUCGAUGUCGGCCCGGCACCUCGCCCGCUACCGACGCACCCGCCCGCGCCACCGCCCCGCUCUGGCCGUGGCACGCCGUCGCGGCCUUUAUGCCGGGGCGGCCCUUCACUCGCAGGGCAGCGGCGUGAUGACGCAGCGUCUGUUGUGUGUACGCGUCAACGACAAAUUCACCUACAUCGAUCCAAAGCGGGCAACCGGGGCAGCGAAGCUCGUCGCCGAUGCGGCGCUGCUCGCCGAGCGACAGAAGCACCAAGCCCAACGGCGGGAGCGGCGACACGAUGAGAAGGCCCAACGGAAGCGACAGCAAAAGCAGCUUGCAGCAGCAGGUGGUGGUGGCAUUCAUGGAAAGGACGGGAAGUCGCAGCGAGUACAGGAAGGAUGUCCAUUAGCAGCUGACGACGAGCCGGUAGGAACGUACUGCCGGCACUGUCACCGCCUCCGUCGGCCACACCCGCGUCAGGACGAUCAUCCAGCUUUGGCAGGGGCGAGCCGCAAGCAUCACCGCUCUCGGCGCAGCACAGCGACCGUGGAUGGCGGCAGCAACAACGUCAAGGCUGCCACACCCGCCCGUAGCCACCAUCACCUCCACCGACGCACCAAAGGUCCUGGCAGCGACCACGACAGCGAUCUUUUAUCUCAAAACGUCAGCGGGGGAUGGAAGAUGCAUGGGAGCGCACCCGCACCGCGAAGAGGAGGCGGAAGAGGGCUGGCCGCCACGACAACACCGGUGUUGGCUACAGCAGCAUCGGAGAUUGACCUCAACAGUGAGAGCACACGCAGCGGCAGCGCCUUCGCCACACCGACGCAGCAGCUGCAACAGCAGCAGCAACGCAUCUUUGGAGAUGGCCUUGCGUGCUUCGCGGCGCAGCAGAGCCCGGCGCAGAAGGCACCGAACCCGGCCCGCACGUUUACUGAGGGCGCGUUGGCCUCUGCACUGCGCCGAUCGGACGGCGCCACCGCGAGCAAGUCGGGCGCGUUGCACUGUCACGUGGUGGCCAACGAAGGCUCGCCUAGACCCCAGCGCGGUCCCCUCUCCAGCCGCACGGCGGGGCGUCUCCCGCAGCAACGGCCGCGGAGCUCUGCCUCGUACUGCUCACUGGACGGCAGUCGUGCGUCGGCGAUGGCCGCGCCGUGUGCGUUGCACGGCAACGUCAGCGUGGCCGCCAACGGCGCCUCGCUCGUGCGUAGCAGCAGCGGUAGUGACGUCAGCGAGGCAGCAGCGGCGGAGAGGCGCGAGCGCGGUGCGCAGAGCGUGCACCUCAACGAACGUGCGACCGCUACCGGGGGGUGGACAGCACACGAGUCGCGCCCAACGACGAUGCUGCGCUCCGCGGGGGACGUCCAUCACAUGUUCCCCAUGCCGCGUCAGUCAAGCGACUCCGCUCUGCUGUCGGCCUUCGCGAUCGCGGAUCGGCUUGGGACGCUGGAGUCGGCACGCAUGAGUGACGCGGAGCCGGACAACGUGGUGGACGAGGUGGGGCGCGGGAGCGAGACGUCGCUGGGUCCGCUGUUCUACAACUGUGUCCCGCCGCGCGGCCCUGGCGACGCCCGCCACGGUGGUGGUGGUGGUGGAAGUGGAGGGGAGUUGAAGAGCACAAGUGGUGGAAUGAACCCGGCACGGAGCAGCAGCGUUGCCUACCCGCGGCCCGCGUGCCACUCCGGCAACCGCGAAGGUCGGCGCUCCGGUCGGAUGGCGGCACCGAUGUCGUCGUCGGACAUGGCCGAGAUGCUGUACUCCGUCAGCUCGCAUAACUUGCAGCUUCAUGUGUUGAGCAGCGGGUGCAGCCACAGUGCCCUCUCCACCCCUCCGCCCGCCUACCCGCUAAGCCUGACCACGAACUACACGAACAGUAGUGUCAAUACCACGACCACGACGACGACGACCACCACCACCACCGCCGUGAACAAGAGCUGGAACCCGCACAGCAGCACCAGUCUGCAAAACUGCAACGACACCACACGGGCAGAGGCGUCGUCGAGUACGGUCGGUGAUGGCUGGCAGGGCCACCGCAACGCCCCCCACUCUGUCACGUCAUCCUCUCUCGUGAUGCCAUUCCCAACGCCGGGUGCUCCAAACAGCUUCGGGGCGAACUUGCCAUCUCGAUCGGACUCCCCGUCCGCGAUGCCGCCGCAGGACACGAGCGGGACGCCGCAACAGCAGCUGCGUAGCCGCCCGCGCCGCUCUCGCUCGCCGUUGCCGUCUGCACGAUCGCGCCGCUCGCUGACGAGUGUGAGCUGCUACCUCCAGCAACACAAUCAGCACCAUAGCAGUCAUCCCCACCAUCGCCCGCGUCUCCACCCCUCCUCGACGAGUGCGCCGCCCGACUCCGACGUGUUGGAAGAGGAUCUGCUCAACACGGCCAUGUCGGCCUACCCGGAUUUUUCAGUUCGACAAGACUCGUCCGCAGCUCUUCGGCGGCAGCAGCAACCAUAA
Molecule: messenger RNA, 9810 nt
Organism: Leptomonas pyrrhocoris
Lineage: Eukaryota; Euglenozoa; Kinetoplastea; Trypanosomatida; Trypanosomatidae
Exons: 1
Coding region: 1-9810 (3269 amino acids)
Source: RefSeq, a predicted model, not a curated record